This is a messenger RNA of Alternaria rosae, 2247 nucleotides long. Its product is annotated as arabinofuranosidase/B-xylosidase precursor. The transcript is spliced from 2 exons. The record is from RefSeq and is a predicted model, not a curated record. Gene Ontology annotation, biological process: arabinan metabolic process; pectin catabolic process; L-arabinose metabolic process. Lineage: Eukaryota; Fungi; Ascomycota; Dothideomycetes; Pleosporales; Pleosporaceae. Bases 474 to 1979 code for a protein of 501 amino acids. Gene Ontology annotation, molecular function: alpha-L-arabinofuranosidase activity.
UGGGGGAGGUGGCGGGGCGGAAGGUGGAUGGCGAUGUGUAGAUAAGAAAGAGCAGAGAAGGUGGAUAAUGAUGUCAGAGGGGGUUGAUGGUGUGUGUGCGGUAAGCGCCUCGUGUUCCUCGGCAAAGCUUAUAUCUUCCGGAGCUACAGCCUCAUACCCUGUCCUCCCCCGCAAUCCAAACAGCCAGAAUACGGGGAGCGCAGGCGCCGGAGAACCUGGAGUUGCAACCUCGUGACAUGCUAAGGCUCGUAAAUGUACAGGCCUCGUCGCUGUUGGAGGAGAAAUUGCCCACCGUGCAUACCCAACUGCCUUUCUCAUCUAGUCCACGGACGGAGAGAUGAACUAUGUAUAUUGAUACAGCGACAACAAGGCUGCAGAGAUAUUUGUUUAAAUGCAGGCGAUGUAGCAAAUAUCUGGUUGAUCCAGUCGAUCGCCCGGUUCUUCUCUCGUGGUAAUAGUAGUAACAGCCAGUCAUGCCUUCACCAUCCAAGAUCGCCGCGCUUGGCCUUGCGGCUACGGGUUCUUUCGUCGCUGCUGGACCUUGCGACAUCUACGCCUCAGGCAACACGCCUUGCAUCGCUGCGCACAGCACCACUCGCGCGCUCUACAAUGCCUUCAGCGGUUCUUUGUACCAGGUCAAGCGCGGCUCCGAUGGCGCUACCACCAAUGUCGCACCUCUCUCCGCUGGUGGUGUAGCCAAUGCCGCAACACAAGACAAGUUCUGCGCCAACACCACAUGUCUUAUUACCAUCAUUUACGAUCAAUCUGGCCGUGGUAACCACCUUACACAAGCCCCACCUGGAGGCUUCAACGGACCGGAAGCUAAUGGCUAUGACAACCUGGCUGGAGCCAUCGGCGCACCUGUUACACUAAAUGGGAAGAAAGCAUAUGGUGUCUUUGUCUCACCCGGUACCGGAUACCGCAAUAACAAGGUCAGCGGUUCAGCGACUGGCGACGCCGCAGAGGGCAUGUACGCUGUGCUCGACGGAACACAUUUCAACGAUGCGUGCUGUUUCGACUACGGCAACGCCGAGACCAACAAUCUUGACACUGGAAAUGGCCACAUGGAAGCCAUCUACUUCGGCACAAACACCAUCUGGGGCACCGGCUCCGGCUCCGGCCCCUGGCUAAUGGCGGAUCUGGAAAACGGCCUCUUCUCCGGCAUGUCGCCCAAAAACAACCCAGCGGACCCUACCCUCACAGACCGCUUUCUCACCACCGUUCUGAAGGGCGGACCAAACAAGUGGGCUCUCCGGGGCGGCAACGCCGUUUCCGGCUCCUUGUCGACGUACUACAACGGCGCGCGACCCAGUGUCUCGGGCUACAACCCCAUGAGCAAAGAAGGCGCGAUCAUCCUAGGCAUCGGUGGCGACAACAGCAAUGGAGCGCAAGGAACGUUUUACGAGGGAGUCAUGACAUCCGGGUACCCCACCGAUGCGACUGAGAACGCAGUGCAAGCCAACAUCGUUGCGGCGAAAUACGCGACUACAAGCUUGACCAGCGGACCCGCCUACACAGUCGGUUCGUCAAUCUCUCUCCGCGCCACAACCGCAGGCUACACAGACCGCUACCUCGCACAUACUGGCUCUACCGUUAACACACAAGUCGUUUCUUCCUCCAGUACCGCGCUGCUCAAGCGACAGGCUUCCUGGACCGUGCGCGCCGGACUCGCAAACAGCGCUUGUUUCUCAUUUGAAUCCAAAGAUACGGCUGGUAGUUACAUUCGCCAUUACAAUUUCGUCUUGCAGCUACAGGCGAAUGACGGGUCGAAGGCGUUCAAGGAGGAUGCGACGUUCUGUCCUCAGACGGGACUUGGUGGGUCUGGCAGCUCGAUUCGUGCGUGGGGUUUUCCGACGAGGUAUAUUCGUCAUUACAACAACAUCGGAAACAUUGCUAGUAACGGUGGUGUUCAUGAUUUCGAUGCUGCGGCGAGCUUCAAUGCUGAUGCGACCUGGAGUGUUGGUACUGGGCUGGCUUAGAGGGAUGCUGGUGGGGAUGUGGGUUAACGUUGGCUUGAGCUAUCGUGGGAGUGGGUUAUUAUUCUUCCCGAAAUCGAUCGGAUAAUCCUCGCUAAGCUGAAUUCGAUGCUUUGUAAAUGGUCUUGUUUUCUCAAGUCUAUUUAUGCUUUGACAUAAGAAUGUUGACGGACAUCUUGCUAAUAGGAGCGACGGGUACCAGACGCUUCCACUAUGUCCAUGUAUACUGCAAGAUCUCAUAUAGAUAACGAAACAACACACUUUGACGCGG